Molecule: messenger RNA, 3699 nt
Organism: Australozyma saopauloensis
Lineage: Eukaryota; Fungi; Ascomycota; Pichiomycetes; Serinales; Metschnikowiaceae
Product: DNA-directed RNA polymerase II subunit RPB2
Exons: 1
Coding region: 1-3699 (1232 amino acids)
Biological process (GO): DNA-templated transcription
Cellular component (GO): RNA polymerase II, core complex
Molecular function (GO): DNA binding; ribonucleoside binding
Source: RefSeq, a predicted model, not a curated record
AUGUCCCAGCCCCAGCAUGACGACCCCUACCUGUACGACGACGAUGCAGGCAGCAUCACGCCCGAGGACUGCUGGACCGUCAUCCUGGCGUUUUUCCACGAGAAAGGGUUGGUGUCCCAACAGCUCGACUCCUUCGACGAGUUCAUCGAGUCGACCAUCCAGGAACUCGUGUGGGAGGACCUGCACUUGAUCUUGGACCAGCCGGCCCAGCACACCUCCGAGGACCAGUACGAGAACAAGCGGUUUGAGAUCACCUUUGGUAAGAUCUACAUCUCCAAGCCCACCCAGACAGAGGGCGAUGGUACCACGCACCCGAUGUUCCCGCAGGAGGCCCGCUUGAGAAACUUGACCUAUUCGUCGCCCUUGUAUGUAGAUAUGACCAAGAAGAAGUUUGUCUCCGAUGACCGUGUUCGGAAGGGCAACGAGUUGGAGUGGAUCGAGCAGCGUGUAGACGGCGAGGAUGCCCAGACAAAGGUGUUUUUGGGUAAAGUGCCCAUCAUGUUGCGCUCGAAAUUCUGUAUGUUGCGUGAUCUCGGCGAGCACGAGUUCUACGAGUUGAAGGAGUGUCCCUACGAUAUGGGUGGCUACUUUGUCAUCAACGGUUCCGAGAAGGUCCUUAUUGCGCAGGAACGUUCGGCCGCCAACAUCGUGCAAGUCUUCAAGAAGGCUGCGCCAUCGCCCAUCUCUCACGUGGCAGAGAUCCGUUCUGCGUUGGAGAAGGGCUCGCGGUUGAUCUCCUCGAUGCAGAUCAAACUUUACGGCCGUGACGAGAAGGGCUCCCUGGGAAGAACUUUGAAAGCCACUCUCCCGUACAUCAAAGAAGAUAUUCCGAUCGUCAUCGUGUUCAGAGCUCUCGGUGUAGUCCCCGAUGGUGAUAUUUUGGAGCACAUCUGUUACGACGCCAACGAUUGGCAAAUGCUUGAAAUGCUCAAGCCCUGUGUGGAAGAGGGUUUCGUGAUUCAGGACCGUGAAGUUGCCCUUGAUUUCAUCGGUAGAAGAGGUGUCUUGGGUAUCAGAAGAGAAAAACGUAUCCAAUACGCUAAGGAUAUCUUGCAGAAAGAAUUAUUGCCAAACAUCACACAAGAAGCCGGUUUCGAGUCGCGUAAAGCCUUCUUCUUGGGUUACAUGGUCAACAGAUUGUUGCUUUGUGCCUUAGAACGUAAAGAGCCCGAUGACAGAGAUCAUUUCGGAAAGAAGCGUUUGGACUUGGCUGGUCCCUUGUUGGCUUCCUUGUUCCGUAUUCUUUUCAAGAAAUUGACCCGUGACAUCUACAACUACAUGCAAAAGUGUGUGGAGAAUGACAAAGAGUUCAAUCUUACCCUUGCGGUCAAGUCUCAAACUAUCACUGAUGGUUUGAGAUAUUCCUUGGCUACCGGUAACUGGGGUGAACAACGUAAGGCAAUGAGUGCUCGUGCCGGUGUCUCCCAAGUGUUGAACAGAUACACUUACUCUUCUACUUUAUCUCACUUGCGUCGUACUAACACUCCUAUUGGUCGUGAUGGUAAGAUCGCCAAGCCUAGACAAUUACACAACACGCACUGGGGGCUUGUGUGUCCUGCCGAGACCCCAGAAGGUCAGGCGUGUGGUUUGGUGAAGAACUUAUCGCUCAUGACCUGUAUAUCCGUCGGUACCGCUUCCGAGCCUAUCCUAUAUUUCUUGGAGGAAUGGGGUAUGGAAUCAUUGGAAGACUACGUCCCAUCUAACUCCCCUGACUGCACAAGAGUCUUUGUUAACGGUGUGUGGGUUGGAACUCAUCGUGAACCUGCUCAAUUGGUUGACACAAUGCGCCGUUUGCGUAGAAAGGGUGACAUUUCUCCAGAGGUUUCCAUCAUCAGAGACAUCCGUGAGAAGGAAUUCAAGAUUUUCACUGACGCUGGCCGUGUGUACCGUCCAUUGUUUAUCGUCGACGACGAUCCCGAGUCGGAGACUAAGGGCGAUUUGAUGUUGCAGAAGGAGCAUGUUCACAAAUUGUUGAACUCCGAAUACGAUGAAUACAACGACGAUGACGAGAACGAGGGUCACUACAACUGGUCUUCUUUGGUUAACGACGGUGUUGUGGAAUACGUUGAUGCAGAGGAGGAGGAGACAAUUAUGAUCGCCAUGACACCAGAGGACUUGGAGGCUUCCAAGACUGUCAUGACUGAAUCUCAAAUCGCAGAAUUGCACGAAGAGGAGCUUGACCCAGCUAAAAGAAUUAAGCCAACAUUCUCUUCUGCUACACACACAUUCACUCAUUGUGAGAUCCAUCCAUCUAUGAUUCUUGGUGUGGCUGCUUCCAUCAUUCCUUUCCCAGAUCACAACCAGUCGCCACGUAACACUUAUCAAUCUGCUAUGGGUAAGCAAGCUAUGGGUGUGUUCUUGACAAACUAUGCUGUGAGAAUGGACACAAUGGCCAACAUUUUGUACUAUCCUCAAAAGCCAUUGGCCACCACUCGUGCGAUGGAACACUUGAAGUUCAGAGAAUUGCCGGCUGGUCAAAAUGCCGUUGUCGCUAUUUCCUGUUACUCGGGUUACAACCAAGAAGAUUCUAUGAUUAUGAAUCAAUCCUCCAUUGAUCGUGGUUUGUUCCGUUCUUUGUUCUUCCGUUCUUAUUCUGAUUUGGAGAAGAGACAAGGAAUGAAAGCUCUUGAAACUUUUGAAAAGCCAACACGUUCGGAUACCUUGCGUUUGAAGCAUGGUACUUACGAAAAGUUGGACGAAGACGGUUUGAUCGCACCUGGUGUCAGAGUAAGUGGAGAAGAUAUCAUUAUCGGUAAAACCACCCCAAUUCCACCAGACACCGAGGAAUUGGGACAACGUACUCAAUACCACACAAAGCGUGAUGCCUCGACGCCAUUGCGUAGUACAGAAUCUGGUAUUGUUGACCAAGUUCUUUUGACAACCAAUGGUGAUGGAGCCAAGUUCGUCAAGGUCAGAAUGAGAACUACCAAAGUGCCACAAAUCGGUGAUAAAUUCGCCUCUAGACACGGUCAAAAGGGUACUAUUGGUGUCACAUACCGUCAUGAGGACAUGCCUUUCAGUGCACAGGGUAUUGUUCCCGACUUAAUUAUUAACCCCCAUGCUAUUCCAUCGAGAAUGACGGUCGCGCAUUUGAUUGAGUGUUUGUUGUCGAAGGUCUCAUCUUUGUCUGGUUUGGAGGGUGAUGCCUCUCCUUUCACAGAUGUCACUGCUGAGGCUGUUUCCAAGUUGUUACGUGAGCACGGCUACCAAUCGCGUGGUUUUGAAGUUAUGUACAACGGUCAUACCGGUAAGAAGUUGAUGGCGCAAGUCUUCUUUGGUCCAACAUACUACCAGAGAUUGAGACACAUGGUCGAUGACAAGAUUCACGCCAGAGCUAGAGGUCCAGUGCAAGUGUUGACCAGACAACCAGUCGAGGGUAGAUCCAGAGAUGGUGGUUUGCGUUUCGGAGAGAUGGAGAGAGAUUGUAUGAUUGCGCACGGUGCAGCUGGAUUCUUGAAGGAGCGUUUGAUGGAGGCAUCGGAUGCCUUCAGAGUGCACGUGUGUGGUAUUUGUGGAUUGAUGUCGGUUAUCGCCAACUUGAAGAAGAACCAAUUCGAGUGUCGGUCGUGUAAGAACAAAACCAACAUCUACCAAAUUCACAUUCCGUAUGCUGCCAAGUUGUUGUUCCAGGAGUUGAUGGCCAUGAACAUUUCGCCACGUUUGUACACCGAGCGUUCUGGAAUCAGCGUUCGUGUCUAG